UAGAGUCAGUCAGCAAGAGGCGCUGGGGAGAGAGCUGGGACUGCGAGCCCGGCGGAUGCGGCAGCGGCGGAGGGCGGCUGGGGAGACGCUACUCCAACUGUUGAAUUUUCACCUUUCAUUUCCUCCGAUGCCUUGCUUGCGGAAAUGGAUUUAUUUGCUUUGAAACCCGCACGUCUUUCGCAGGCUAUGAGCUGAUCCUGACAGGCACCAGAUUAAACGAGACCACCCGUGACAGAAAAGGAGGAAAAAAAAAAAAAAAAAAAAAAAAAGAAAGCCCUCCACAACGGACUGCACAAUUAACUAUGCACACCGGUGCUGGACUUUGUGAAUAGAGAACAUUGAGAGGAAAACCGUGAACUAUGAUGCGGGGCUAAGCUGUGAACAGUCCCUGGAAUCCUGAUUUUUUUUCUUUUUUUUUCCCCCCCCAAGACUCUGAAAGAUUUGGGGGUUCCUCACGCCUAACCAAAAGGAAAGUUUUUUUUUUUUGUUUUUUGUUUUUUUUUUUUAAAUAAAUAAGUAAAUACACCUAGCAAAACAGACGUCUUGUUUUCCAGAGCCUCGGACCCCGGCAGAAAGAGGUAGAGUAAAAGUGCUGCUGGAUUCAGCUACACCUUCCUCCUUCCCUCCCUCCCUUCUCUCUCGCUUUUUUUUUUUUUUUCUUUUCCUCCAAAACGUGGAUCUGGCUUUUCUUUCCAUAGAGUGAGUCAGAGAAAGCGGGAGGAAGAAGCCGCAACUAAUGUCUGUGAAGGGAGGACCAUGAGGCGAGAGUGAAUACGAUUCGUUCCACUGCUUGUGACUCAUCGGGCAGAUCGCAACACCUGCAUUUCUGGAUGUGUCAUUCCCGUGCGUCGAGGCGCCUCGAGAACCCGAGAUGAUGUGUAGACAGACCCGUGCCUAACAUCCCCUCGGAGAGAGGGAGCUCUCGGGGGAGGCGGUGGGCGCCCCUGGCUGGACCGCGGCGGCCGCAGCGCCUCGCCCCCUCCCUGCCCUCCUCGAGCCGCCCAGAGAGACUGUGAGAGCGAGACUGCAGAACGCAUCACGCCAAACCUUGAUGUGGCUCUUUCAUCCAGCCCACUCCUACUAUUAAAGAAAAAAAAAAAAAAAAAAAUUGACGGGAAGGAAAAAAAAAAAAAAAACCCGCACUUUAUUCGCUUCGAAUAUCCACCACUUUUAUUCCUCGCCAAGGUUUUCCUUUCUAGAUGAAGAGGACUGGGAGGCAGGGCCAUUGGAAGGAGAUGCUGAAUAGAAAGAAAAGAGAGGCACUUGACAGCCCAGCCCUGUGAAUGCAGAGACUGUUUCCCUUCUAGCGAGAGAGACAGGGAGAGUGUGUGUGCGAGCCCUGGGAGGGUGGCUCCCCCUUCCUUUUUAUUCCGCCUCCCCCUCCCCCUCCAGAUCGGCACAUCCAACCAUGAGUUGCCUGUUGAUUUCCUCUCGCCUGGGAAGAAAAGCAAACUGGAAUUAAACUGCAUCGAGACAAGUCCUCGCUCUCGGGGAGAGAAUGGGAUGGUAGCGGCGGCUCCUGGCUCGGCGUAGAGAAACCACAGAGUGUGUGUGUUCCACAAACAGAGGCGGAGAUAGAGCUAUAUAUCCGCCCCCCACCCCCCUCCCAACAGACUCACACCGCAAACGCCGAUCAGGCUGUGGCUUUCCGGGGAGAGCCUUUUCCGAGGAAGAGAGGGAGGAGCGUGGUGGAGGGAGGAAACUACAAAUCGGGACACUAGUUCCUUGCGCUGCAUUUCCUCCCCUCCCUUUGGCUGCUCGGAAAGGAGACAGAGAGAGAGAGAGAGAGAGAGAGAGAGAGAGAGAGAGAGGAGAGAAAAUACGCUUGGCUGGGAGAUGCAGUCCGCCGCCGCCUCUGCCUCCGCCAGCAAUGCAAGAUUAGAUCUCUAAAUGCAGCAAAACACUGCCUGAAAACCCAACAGCCCGCGAAGCCAGCAGACAUUUCACAGGGCUCCGGCGAAGCUUCAAAAUCUAUCUGACUCUGUCUCCGUGGCUCCGCGUCCCCACCAGUCUCAUCACAGGAGACGAGAAACAAGUAAGGAUUUCACUUUCCCAUCUGCCUGAAGACACACCUCCCCGCUUCCUCCCCCACCCGAGGUGAAGAGUAUUCCGGCGGCUGCCGCGGGAGUGGAUUUGCAGCGCCCUAGCGGGAGCCAGCAAAAGCUAGGGGUUCUCGACCACCCCUUCUAAACGCGAUUUCCGUCUUAUCGCCGACCUCAUCGCUCAACUUCGAGUGGCCCCAAGUCCCGGCGGAACAGACAAAGCCCCGGGCUCGCCCCCCAGCCGCAGGGAGCCGCCGCCUUGCUCCGCGCCCCUGCAGCUUGGCUGCGCCGCCGCUUCUCGCCCGGUGCGGAUGCUGUAGAUCAACAGGUUCGGGGAACUUGAACGGAAUAAGGAGACCGCCCGGUGCCGCAGCCCCGGAGCAGAGGGAAGGAAGGACCCACAGACUUGUGGCUCGUGUCGCGCGCGCACGCCGCGCCGGAGCCCCAGGCUGGCGCGCACCCACUCGCUCGCCCCUCCAGUUCGGCUGCUCCUGCCCCCACCCCACCGGUCUGGGAUGUACCUUUCCAUCUGUUGCUGUUUCCUCCUGUGGGCCCCUGCCCUGACGCUCAAAAACCUCAACUACUCGGUGCCGGAGGAGCAAGGGGCCGGCACGGUGAUCGGCAACAUCGGCAAGGAUGCUCGACUGCAGCCAGGGCUUCCGCCCGCAGAGCGCGGCGGCGGCGGCGGCGGCGGCGGCGGCGGCGGCGGCGGCGGCGGGCGAAGCAAGUCGGGUAGCUACCGGGUGCUGGAGAACUCAGCGCCGCACCUGCUGGACGUGGACGCUGACAGCGGGCUCCUCUACACCAAGCAGCGCAUCGACCGUGAGUCCCUGUGCCGCCACAAUGCCAAGUGCCAGCUGUCCCUCGAGGUGUUCGCCAACGACAAGGAGAUCUGCAUGAUCAAGGUGGAGAUCCAGGACAUCAACGACAAUGCCCCCUCCUUCCCCUCGGACCAGAUCGAGAUGGACAUCUCGGAGAACGCUGCCCCCGGCACCCGCUUCCCUCUCACCAGUGCACAUGACCCCGACGCCGGCGAGAACGGGCUCCGCACCUAUCUGCUCACGCGCGACGACCACGGGCUCUUCGCGCUGGACGUCAAGUCCCGCGGCGACGGUACCAAGUUCCCUGAGCUGGUAAUCCAGAAGGCGCUGGACCGCGAGCAGCAGAACCACCACACGCUUGUGCUGACCGCCCUGGACGGCGGCGAGCCGCCGAGAUCCGCCACCGUGCAAAUCAACGUGAAGGUGAUCGACUCUAACGACAACAGCCCGGUCUUCGAGGCGCCUUCCUACCUGGUGGAGCUGCCAGAGAAUGCCCCGCUGGGCACCGUGGUCAUUGAUCUGAACGCCACCGACGCCGACGAGGGUCCCAAUGGCGAAGUGCUCUACUCCUUCAGCAGCUAUGUGCCUGACCGCGUGAGAGAGCUUUUCUCCAUCGAUCCUAAGACCGGCCUGAUCCGUGUCAAGGGCAACCUGGACUAUGAGGAGAAUGGGAUGCUGGAGAUCGACGUGCAGGCCCGAGACUUGGGGCCCAACCCCAUCCCAGCCCACUGCAAGGUCACUGUCAAGCUCAUCGACCGCAACGACAACGCGCCGUCCAUCGGUUUCGUCUCCGUGCGCCAGGGGGCGCUGAGCGAGGCCGCCCCGCCCGGCACCGUCAUCGCCCUAGUGCGGGUCACUGACCGGGACUCGGGCAAGAACGGGCAGCUGCAGUGCAGGGUACUGGGCGGAGGCGGGACGGGCGGCGGCGGCGGCCUGGGCGGGCCCGGAGGUUCGGUGCCCUUCAAGCUUGAGGAGAACUACGACAACUUCUACACGGUGGUGACCGACCGCCCGCUGGACCGCGAGACACAGGACGAGUACAACGUGACAAUCGUGGCGCGGGACGGGGGCUCGCCUCCACUCAACUCCACCAAGUCGUUUGCUGUCAAGAUUCUGGACGAGAACGACAACCCUCCUCGUUUCACCAAGGGACUGUAUGUGCUGCAGGUGCACGAAAACAAUAUCCCAGGAGAGUACCUGGGCUCAGUGCUCGCGCAGGACCCCGACCUGGGCCAAAACGGCACAGUGUCCUACUCCAUCCUGCCCUCGCACAUCGGCGACGUGUCCAUCUACACCUAUGUGUCUGUGAACCCCACCAACGGGGCCAUCUACGCCCUGCGCUCUUUUAACUACGAGCAGACCAAGGCUUUUGAGUUCAAGGUGCUGGCGAAGGACUCGGGGGCGCCCGCGCACUUGGAGAGCAACGCAACGGUGAGGGUGACCGUGCUAGACGUGAACGACAACGCGCCGGUGAUCGUGCUGCCCACGCUGCAGAACGACACCGCUGAGCUGCAGGUGCCGCGCAACGCCGGCCUGGGCUACCUGGUGAGCACCGUGCGCGCCCUUGACAGCGACUUCGGCGAGAGUGGGCGCCUCACCUACGAGAUCGUAGAUGGUAACGACGACCACCUGUUUGAAAUCGAUCCCUCCAGCGGCGAGAUCCGCACGCUGCACCCCUUCUGGGAGGACGUGACGCCAGUGGUGGAGCUGGUAGUGAAGGUGACGGACCACGGGAAGCCCACCCUGUCCGCGGUGGCCAAGCUUAUCAUCCGCUCGGUGAGCGGCUCCUUGCCCGAAGGGGUUCCUCGGGUCAACGGCGAGCAGCACCACUGGGACAUGUCGCUGCCGCUCAUCGUGACUCUGAGCACUAUCUCCAUCAUUCUCCUAGCGGCCAUGAUCACCAUUGCCGUCAAGUGCAAGCGCGAGAACAAGGAGAUUCGCACUUAUAACUGCCGUAUCGCCGAGUACAGCCACCCGCAGCUGGGCGGGGGCAAGGGCAAGAAGAAGAAGAUCAACAAAAAUGAUAUCAUGCUGGUGCAGAGCGAGGUGGAAGAGAGGAACGCCAUGAACGUCAUGAACGUGGUGAGCAGCCCCUCCCUGGCCACCUCCCCUAUGUACUUCGACUACCAGACCCGCCUGCCCCUCAGCUCGCCCCGGUCGGAGGUGAUGUAUCUCAAACCGGCCUCCAACAACCUGACUGUUCCUCAGGGGCACGCGGGCUGCCACACCAGCUUCACGGGACAAGGAACUAAUGCAAGCGAGACCCCUGCCACUCGGAUGUCCAUAAUUCAGACAGACAAUUUUCCCGCAGAGCCCAAUUACAUGGGCAGCAGGCAGCAGUUUGUUCAAAGUAGCUCCACGUUUAAGGACCCAGAAAGAGCCAGCCUGAGAGACAGUGGGCACGGGGACAGUGAUCAGGCUGACAGUGACCAAGACACUAACAAAGGCUCCUGCUGUGACAUGUCUGUUAGGGAGGCACUCAAGAUGAAAACUACUUCAACUAAAAGCCAACCACUUGAACAAGCAUUCCCGACUUUGCUUUCCUUUGCUAUCCUCACCCUACACACCAUCACAACUAGACUUCAGUCUGUUGACCUACUUCCUCCAGAACCAGAAGAGUGCGUUAAUUGCACAGAUGAAUGCCGAGUGCUUGGUCAUUCUGACAGGUGUUGGAUGCCACAGUUCCCUGCAGCCAAUCAGGCUGAAAAUGCAGAUUACCGCACAAAUCUCUUUGUACCCACAGUUGAAGCUAAUGUUGAGACUGAGACUUACGAAACUGUGAAUCCCACUGGGAAAAAGACUUUUUGUACAUUUGGAAAAGACAAGCGAGAGCACACUAUUCUCAUUGCCAAUGUUAAACCUUAUUUAAAAGCCAAACGUGCCCUGAGCCCUCUCCUCCAAGAGGUCCCCUCAGCAUCAAGCAGCCCAACGAAGGCAUGCAUCGAGCCUUGCACCUCAACAAAAGGCUCUCUGGAUGGUUGCGAAGCGAAACCAGGAGGCCUGGCCGAAGCAAGCAGCCAGUACUUGCCCACUGACAGUCAGUAUCUGUCACCCAGUAAGCAACCGAGAGACCCUCCAUUCAUGGCUCCCGAUCAGAUGGCAAGGGUCUUUGCAGAUGUGCAUUCUAGAGCCAGCCGGGAUUCCAGCGAGAUGGGUGCUGUUCUUGAACAGCUUGACCACCCCAGCAGGGAUCUGGGCAGAGAAUCGGUGGAUGCAGAGGAAGUCGUGAGAGAGAUUGAUAAGCUUUUGCAGGACUGCCGGGGAAAUGACCCUGUGGCUGUGAGAAAGUGAGGGGGAAAAAAAAAAAAAAAAAGCAUUGGCAUUUUCUUGUGUCUUCUGUUAAUUUAAAAAUGAUCCCUCCUGGUGACAACCCAUUUCACAGGGACGAAGAAAGACCAAUGCUGCUUUAAGGCUUUUAGUGAACAUCUGAAGUGCCCACAAGUAUGUUCUUUUCACUGCUGUUUCUUUUUCAGAGAUAACAAUGGUUUUGUUUUGACCAAACUUAUAUUAGGACAGAAUUAAUGAUGCCGAAAGAGAAAAGAAAAUGAGAGAAGAAAAAGGAAAGAAGACAAAGGAGGAUGAGGAGGCGAGUUACCUUUUGACAAUCUGUUAGGAAGGUAUGCAGCGUGAGAGUUGAAGUAUUUCUGAUCACUCUGAGACUGUCCUCCGUGAUUUAUGCUGACUUAACUGUUUACCUAUAAACCCCAUACAAAGCAGGGUCAUAAUUUGUGAUCUGUGGUGGAUUUCUAGCCGUCAUCACAGGCUUCUACUUAAAGUCCCGAAAAGACCUUGCAGUAGUCCAAGCUACCCCAAACAUUAACACAUAUUUGUGGUAAACAUUUCUGUACAAAGUUACCUGCCACACAUAUAAACACAAAGGACAUUCCAUAUCAUCAGUCAAAAAAAAAAAAUUAAAAAAAAAAAAAACUUGGUCAUUUGUAAGACACUUCAUGUCGUACAAAAGUUAAAUGUAAAAAGAUAUAGUCCAUUUUGUCCUGCACACACAUAGACUAAUUCACGUCAUUAAAGGAGAAGAAAUUUUUUUAAAAGCUUAAAAUGCCUCUUCAGCAUUUUAGUGUCCAACAAACAUACAAAUAAUGAUGGAUAUGUUUUAAAUUUGACCUGAAGAAUAGUUACUAUUGAAUGAUAAUAUUCGGAGGAAAUGAACACGAUCAAUAUAUUUCAUUCGUUUCUGGACACUAAAAUAGCUCAGGAAAGUGAAAAUGUCUUAGACAUCACAAAUCACAUGACCAUUUAAAUGUGCAAAUGUAAGAAGAUUCAAUGUGUUUACAUCAAAUGACAUAUUUUUAUUGAUUUAUUGCAGAUUCAGUGCAUAUGAGCCAAAUUGUUGAGUGUAUAAGAGCUAUAUUGUGUAUUUUAUUAAAUUAAUAUAUAGUUGUGUUGCAAAAAUAUUUGGGCUUAUAUUGUAAAUGGCAAGUGUUGCCUCGGUAGCUGUCGAACUCUAUGAGUUUUGUUUUUUCCUGCUUCCUUUUCCCCAUGGAAUGUGGGAAGCAGUGCCUCAGAGCAAAGUCUCUUGUUUAAUGUAUAGUCUACCAAGUACUACAGUACAUAAUCUGUUCAAAAUGUGUUUGAGUGAGCUGAUGGAGCUAACUGAAAGGUCAAAAGAUACAUCCGUCAGUCAUGGUUACGUGCAAGUCCUUGUAGAAGCUUUUAUUAAAGUCACGCUAAGUCACAAGAAUUACAUGUGUACCAAUACCUGAAACUUGUUCACGUUUUUCCAAUAACAUACAGCUUCUGCCUAUGUAGAUAUCAUAACGUUGAUUGGCUCUCAAAAGUAUCUUACGUGGUUCAAGAUGUGUGUUCCCAUUAUAUUUCAAAACCAUGAAAAAUGCUUUAAUGCAUGUGUGGUACCAGCAAAGGUUACUUGCAUUGUGUAGUGUUUUUCAAGAGGUCUGGGUCUUAGCAAAAUGUUUUUUUUUUUUCCUUUUUCUCAGUACUUUUCUGCCUCCUUUUAUUGGCGUCCUUCGAGAACAAUACACCUUCUAUUCCUUCCUUUGGUUACACCUUUUCUUGUGACAUUUAGCAAGUUUCAAACUUACUUCCAUAUGAGGCUAGGAAACCUCAAAUUUCAGGAAUUGGGAAAAACAAAAUUAGCACUUGCAGAAGUAGCAGCAGAUGGGAAAAUGCCUUGAUUGACAUUUUCCUUCAGCGUCGAAAAUUUUUGGCAUUUUACAGCUUCAUGACAAACAGUUUCCAGCCCAUACCUUACAAAAUGUGGUGCUGAGUUAAAUAAAGGCUGUUUGUGCACUGGAGCAGAAAAAUGCAUUAUUUGCAAACUGGUGGAGAAUUCUGUGCCUUCUUUUCUGGCCACCAAGCCAGUGUAGAAACAGCAUAAAUGUCAUAAAACCAUUAUAUUAAAAGCAAAAACAAAAGCAAAAACAAACAAUGAACUGAAUUAAGUUUUGUAAUUUUAAACCUCAAAAAAUUCAACUGAAAAUAUUUCCGUCAAAUGCCGUCAAGAUUUUAGACUGUACCUCGUUUGCAAAGCCGCUGUGAAAGGGAAGAGUGGACAACUCCCAUCAGCCUUAUUCUCUCGAGAACUGGAUUUGGUUCCUAGUAACAGCCUUUCCAAAGCUCUACUCUUGGUUUUUAUUAUUCAUAAAUGUUUAAAUUAGCAAAGAAGGGAUCUUGUACAUGUGAAACCUAAUCGACUCUCUAUAUUUUGGACAAUUUAUGUAUCUGAAAUGUGUUGUCUCUGUUAUAUGAUGUUAUUUUUUGCCAGGAGACUACAGGUUGAUUUAGCUUGAUAGCUGAAAUUUGAUGGAAAACGAAUUUCCAUUUAGUCUUACCAAGUGUCGCUUCUCUCUUACUAGGCAGAUAGCCGCGUAGUUCAAUCUAAGGCAGUAUGUAAAUGAGAUCAACAAAGAGAGUAGGGUUUAUUUUUAAAACAUUCUUAACGCUGAGUAACCAGUUGUUCAAUUUAUUAUAUGUCUGAAGACAUUAAAACACUAUAAGAUUUUAAGAAUUGGUUGUGCCAAUGUGUGAGGGAUUUACCGUUAGGCUCUCUGUCACCAGUGAUUUACUAGUGUUAGCUGUUUAACACAUUAUCUGUAUUUAGUAGUGAUUAUUUAUUUACAAGUUGGUGGUAAUUUCAGCAGUCAGGACUCUAAGCUCUUAUAGUUGAGUUGAGGGAAUCUCACCUUUAUUCAUUUGGCUGGCGGCUGCCUUUAUCACAGACCUCUGGUGCUCGGCUUCCAAGGAAGUCAAUGAGAUGCCAAAAUCACCCCACUACAGAGCAACUUGCUUUAAGGGGUGAUGCAUGAUCCAACAGUGAUGUUUCAAGGGGUUUCAGCAUAAUUCAGAAUGUGGAAAAAUUGUCUUAAUUCACAUCCUCCAAAUACCAACCCCUCAAAAAAACCCCACACAUUCAAAAAGAAUAAUUUGAUAAUACUUUGUCUUUUAGGUCCUUAAAUAACUGAAGUGAAGCACAGACUAAGAAUUUAUAGAAAUUUUUGUAAGAAAGUCAAAAAGUUCUAAAAAUUGUUUACCGAUGAACUAAAAAAAAAAAAUCAGUAACGAAACAACCUUUUCAUUAAAUGUUAAUGAUAAAAGAUCUUUUCAUCAAAGUUCAAAGUAGUGAGAAUCAGUGUUAGUUAUACCUAUACCAAAGUAAACAUUAAAGAGACAUAUCAUGCAAUUUUAAAGAAUGCUUUCAUAUUACUUCUUAACCUUACAUACGUAUCCUUAUUGCAGUCAAUAUACAAAGAUUGGCUCACUACUCCAUGAAUUAAGUGAAUUCCUAGUUGGGAAAUUGACUCUGUUUCCUUUUCCUGAGAUUUUGUAAAACAUGACUUCCCUUUAAAGGAUUUAGGCAGUGCUCAAUUUUAAAAAUGACACCAGAAAAAAAGUCAUGUAGCAGUAGGGCAGUAUGCUUUAUUAGAACUAGGUUAAAAGCUGUUUGUUGCCUAAUGGAGUAGAAGUUGCUGAGGUCAACAAGUAGACUGAGGUCUGGCAUAAUAUAUGCCCACUCAUUAUUGUCUAAUUAUAUUCUUUUGACAACAGACAGCAUCUAUCACAGCAUUAAUUCAAAUGAGAGUUUUGGCUAUCAAGAUGUGUUGAUUUGAAACAUAAUUGAAUGAGACCUGAUUAAAGUCUGACUCUCCUGGCCCCAGUGUUUUGCAGGUUGGCUAUUCUCAUUCAUCAGCCCCAUCACUCCAUAAGGUUCUUAGCUGCACCAAGCGAUUGGUGAACAAGGACAACAACAAAAGCAGCAUACAUUGUAUGGAUUUAUCUCAAUGCUAUUGUUUAAUGGCUGUGUUUAAUGUGACCUAUCUGGAAAAUGAGGACUCCGAAUAAAAAGCUAUUACUAAUA
Messenger RNA from Herpailurus yagouaroundi (jaguarundi), 10196 nucleotides. RefSeq names its product protocadherin 17 (gene PCDH17). Gene Ontology annotation, molecular function: calcium ion binding. The transcript is spliced from 5 exons. Gene Ontology annotation, cellular component: plasma membrane. The coding region runs from base 2558 to 6154 and encodes 1198 amino acids. The record is from RefSeq and is a predicted model, not a curated record. Lineage: Eukaryota; Metazoa; Chordata; Mammalia; Carnivora; Felidae. Gene Ontology annotation, biological process: homophilic cell-cell adhesion.